AUGGCGAACAACUCCCUCGACGAAGAACCUUCUUCGUCGUGGAGUGUUUGGCGAAGAACACUAUCGGCGAAGGAUCUCUUGACGAAGAACCAUACUUCAUCAAGGGUGUUGACGACGAAGAACCCUCCUUCAUCGAGGAGUGGUUGUGACGAAGAACCAUUCUUCAUCGGCGUGGGUUUUUCGUCAAUCAAGAACUUUGAGCGUGUUAUGCAGGAGAAAUUCGAAAUGAGCGCCAUGGGGGAAAUGACAUUCUUUUUGCGCCUACAAGUGCAACAAACGAAGUGUGAUGCGACAUCCAAACCAGCUAAAGGCGAAGAGAACAUGUCAGAUGAUAAGCCUUGGAAUGAAGACACAAUAUGGAUGCAAUCAGAAGAUCAAGAUGAUCAAGUUGCAGUUGACCACUCAUCAACACCAAAAGCAUACUUGCAAAAAUUCUUGCACAAGUUUCAACAUCUUAAAAUCCAACUGGAAGAGAUAACAUCAGCCACCAACGACUUCGACGAUCAGAAUUAUAUUGGUCGUGGUGGUUAUGGGAAAGGUUACAAAGGAGAACUGUCUCACUCCAAGGGCCGAAGCGUGGUCGCUAUCAAGCGUCUGGAUCGUACCAGUAGACAAGGAAUACCUGAGUUCUUGAAAGAGAUAACAAUGCUUUCUGAUUAUAAGCAUGAAAAUGUUAUCUCACUUCUGGGAUUCUGUUGUGAAGGGGGUGAGAUGAUCCUGGUGUACGAGCUUGCAUCUCGUGGAAGCCUUGACCGCUAUUUAAAUUCCCCUCAUCUCACUUGGAGCCAACGUUUAAAGAUAUGCCUUAAUGCCGCGAAGGGAUUAAGCUACCUUCAUGAUCCAAGGGAAACACACCGAAGACUAAUCCAUUGUGAUAUUAAAAGUGGCAACAUCCUUCUCGAUGAGCAAUGGAAUGCUAAAGUUUCGGACUUCGGGCUAUCAACAAUGGGGUCAGCUAAUGAGCAGCACUCGGUUAUUGUCAUCCCGGCCGCAGGUAGAGAGGGGUACAUUGAUCCACUAUAUUGGAUGACGCACACCCUAACGAAAGAGUCAGAUGUGUACUCUUUUGGCGUGGUGUUAUUUGAAGUUUUAUGUGGGAGAUUAUGCUAUACACUUGAUAGCAAGGGUCAUGUUAAGGAGAUCUUAGUGCCCACGUGGAUUAAGAGUCUUGAACAAAACAAGUUAAAUGAUAUCAUUUAUAAAAAUUCGUACAAUGAACCAAAGCAUCAGAGUGUUAUAAACAGAUUUUCAGAUAUUGCAUAUCAAUGUUUAAAGGAAUCUCGUGAAGAUAGUCCAAAGAUGGUUGACGUUGUGACAGAACUUGAGAUUGCAAUCGAUAAUCACGAGUUACUCCAAAAUGAAGAAUAUAACUCAAAUCUUUUGAGACUUGUUAUUAUUGCACUUCAGUACUUCACAUAUCUAGAUCUUGAGAAGUGGUGUGUAAAGAUGAAUUCACUACAAGAAUUAUACACCAUUAGCGACGACACCAUUAGCGGCGACGGGCCAAGUGUCGCCGCUAUUGGUCGAUCCGUGUCACGAGGCCUGAGACCAAACCCCAGCCGUUGA
This is a messenger RNA of Helianthus annuus (common sunflower), 1566 nucleotides long. Its product is annotated as probable serine/threonine-protein kinase PBL28. Lineage: Eukaryota; Viridiplantae; Streptophyta; Magnoliopsida; Asterales; Asteraceae. The record is from RefSeq and is a predicted model, not a curated record. Gene Ontology annotation, biological process: protein autophosphorylation. Gene Ontology annotation, molecular function: transmembrane receptor protein tyrosine kinase activity; ATP binding. The coding region runs from base 1 to 1566 and encodes 521 amino acids. Gene Ontology annotation, cellular component: plasma membrane; plasmodesma. The transcript is spliced from 5 exons.